This is a messenger RNA of Ectocarpus sp. CCAP 1310/34, 1778 nucleotides long. The record is from the annotation of a GenBank genome assembly. Lineage: Eukaryota; Phaeophyceae; Ectocarpales; Ectocarpaceae.
UCGCGCCCUCGUUCAAACGACAGCAUGUACAAAUCGUACCUUCCUGGGACAAAACAAGCUCGUGCACACGCAUUGGGACAAAGCAGUCGGUCGUUCGGUGGGUUCGACAACUUCGUUUCUGUUUCUCCUCCGCAACUCCCUCCAUGGAGUCGUGUCAAAUCGUUAACCCAAUAAUUGAUAAGGGCGGGGGGGGACAACUAACUACGCUUCCAUUUGACGGGAGUUUUGUGGAACGAAAGCGAUCCCCCGACACCAACCUUGUACUAAAUCAAUAAGACGCGUUCUUCGCAUUGAGCUCUCGUGAAUUGUUCCACACGUCGCCUAGGGCGCCGUUUCUCAACAACGUCUGGUAUUUCUCAACCACUGCAUUUAGUGCAUUGCAGAAGAAGCAACAGUCCGCUUGUCUGCACUGCCUGGCCCCCCUUCGUAGAUACAGACGAACGAGCCUCAGGAGCGGCGGGUGAUGCGACAGGAUCAACAACGGAAUAGGGACAAUCAUAAUUGGGGCUCAUGCGUGGAUGUUGUAUUUUUUGUAGUCUUUGAGGGGAGCAAAAAAAGCUCCGCAUCCUUGUCCCACAGCUUUUGCAACAAAAUUGGGGAGGCCAGUCGUUCAACAGCAGUAGUGCAGCGGUAAGACAUCGCGCGUCAUCAAAGCGCUCUGCACAUGGUUCGUCGAUGAACCUCUGCGGGCGGACGCAACAACGACGAAACGGCAACGCAGAGCGAAAAACUCUUGCACACAGGUGGACCCUCACAAACGCGGGGUAAUAGUCCGAGAUGUGUGCAUGCAUGGUUGCAUGGUCAUCAGGUUCUCCGUGAAUCCAUGCCCCCGUCCGUUCUGAGCGCCCCGUUUUCUCUCUCCCCCCGUGCUGGUGCAAAGGGUUUGCUCAAGAGGGCAGAGUGUGAUGCAGACCCAGAAGAUAGUCUACAGCAGCGAGAGCGGCGUAAGCGCUUCGCGCGCGGGCCGCAGUAGAUCGCACACACACAUGAAGAAUAUCCCGAAACUUGUAUCCAUGUGGCGGUGCCUCUUUUCUCAGAACGUUCUUCAUGGUCUGUUUGGUGGGGGCGGGGUGUUCUACUCGGUGGCGGACUGCGCGCUUCCCACACGAACGUUGCUUUCCGAUGACGGACCAGCCCGUGGCUAAAGGGCUUGCCUCUGUGUCCUUGUGUCGGUCAAUUGGGAUGCGUUGAGACCCAGGAUGUACGCAUGAUACCACACCUCCUGAAUGAAGCUCGAUUGCAUAGUCUACCAAUCUACUCACGCAACAUCGAAAGGAGACAACAUCAGAUGAUACCACCUUUUCUGCAAGGUCUCGACGAGGCGGUGUUGUUCCACAAAAUUCGGCCCAUCACUGACUGUUGUUCCGCUGCAGAGUAAAUCGAGCUUCAUUUAGAAACAAAUCCGUCGAAGGGGUGCGGGGAACGUGUGGCAUGAAAAAUUUCAGACCCUGUACAACUAUGACUAAACAACUAAACAAGAGUUGUGUACGGGUUCAGCGGAAUCAGCUUAUUGCACAAUAUUCUGACCGAGUACUUGUUUGUCAAAACAAAUAUAAGGAUCGGAGUUGUACCGGGUGUGAAAAAUUUAUGAGAAUGGUACAGAGCAAAUUACCCUUUGGAAUGAUUGUAGAAGUACAGGCUCCAGCUCCAAGCGACAUCCAUUUUUACACCUGCAGCAGUAUUUCUACAUUAGUAGCAUUCUCAGAGAUAAUCAAUCCUCUUGCAUCAUAGGAAAUAGACCUCACGCACUUCAUCUAGGCCUGUCCUCCAUCGGCCGU